UCUAUAAAGCCCUGCCCAUUAAUUUGAGAAAAUGGCGUUUCUUGGCGGAAAAACCGAUGUUAAAGGUCUUCUUAACAGACUGACUAACAAGAAGGAGCAGUCACGUGGAGCCUGUUCUAAAUGUGGCUAUUCUGGUCAUUUGACUUUUGAGUGCCGAAACUUCCAAAGGGUAGACCCCAACAAGGAACUCCUUCUGGACGUGAGUAGUACCUCAAGCGAGGAGGAGGAGGAGAAAGAAGUAGUGAGUGUUUCGUCAACUUCUUCCAUUGAUAGCAGCGAAGAAGAGAGAAAGAGACAGAAGAAGAGGAGGAGGGAGAGGAGAGAGAAGGAGUUGAGGCGAUACAGUGACAGCAGUGAUGAGGAGGAGACGAGGGAGAGAAGGAAAAGAAAGGACCGUGGCAGAGGAGCAGAAGAUGACAAAGAGAGAGGAAAACGUGAUGACAGAAGGAGAAGAAGAGAAUCUUAUUCAUCAAGUGAAGAAGAUGAAGGGAGAAGACACAAGUCAAGAUCGCCAUUACACAAACGAGAAGCUGCAAAGAAUAAAAAGCAUAAGAGGGAGAAAGAGAAAUCCAAAUCUUCUCACAAACACAAGAAAAGAAAGCAUAGACAUUGACUUGUUGCAUAAACAUUUUUAAUAAACUUAUUGAAUGCUGUGCAUGCAAUAGAUAAUAAAAUAAGACACGUUAUUAGACUGUACUUUGCCUUAAUGAUGAUCUAAUUUUUAUUAAUUUUGAUUAUUACUAAACUUGA
This is a messenger RNA of Amphimedon queenslandica, 750 nucleotides long. Its product is annotated as protein SREK1IP1-like. The record is from RefSeq and is a predicted model, not a curated record. Gene Ontology annotation, molecular function: zinc ion binding; nucleic acid binding. The transcript is spliced from 5 exons. Bases 32 to 613 code for a protein of 193 amino acids. NCBI's taxonomy places the organism in Eukaryota, Metazoa, Porifera, Demospongiae, Haplosclerida, Niphatidae.